This is a messenger RNA of Saxophila tyrrhenica, 720 nucleotides long. RefSeq lists its product as uncharacterized. The record is from RefSeq and is a predicted model, not a curated record. The coding region runs from base 1 to 720 and encodes 239 amino acids. The transcript is spliced from 2 exons. NCBI's taxonomy places the organism in Eukaryota, Fungi, Ascomycota, Dothideomycetes, Mycosphaerellales, Extremaceae.
AUGCCUCCGAAAACAUCGAUAGUCCUCUGCACUGGCGCCUGGCACAACGAAACCCACCUCCAGCCCUCCCUCCCUCUUCUCCAAUCACUCAACUACACCCCCAUCCCCUGCGCCCUCGCCUCCGCCAAUCGACAAGGUGGCUGGGACGAAGAUGUCAAAGCAAUCGAAGCUUCAACCAGAAGCGAGCUCGGCAAAGGCAACACCGUUGCUUUGGUUCUGCACAGCGCCGCUGGACCGCCCGGUUGCGAGGCUGUGAAUCGGAUUCUCGCCACUCGGGAUGGAAGUGAGCCGGGCAAGAUCGUGAAGAUGGUAUUUGUAGCGUCUUUUGUAACGGACGAGGAGAGGGAUGCUGUGGCUACCAACAUGGCAUCACGCGGGUACUUGCGAUUCGGGACUGGGGAGGACAAGGGCGCUAUAUUCGCUGAGAAGGGUCACGAGGCCAUGCUCAACGACAUGUCUCCCGAAGACGCGAAGCCGUAUAUCGUUGCUCUAGGCGGACAGGUGGCGGGUGUGAAGCUUGGUGUGACGGGUGAGAAGUGGAAGGAGGUGUCGGCGACUUAUCUGCUAUGCGAGCGAGAUAACGUUGCACCGCCUGAUGUGCAGGAAGGCGUGGCGAAGAAUCAUGUGAUGGGACUGAGGAGGAUCGAUGCAUCGCAUGACCCGUUCAUCUCACAGCCUGAGAAGUUCGCGAGGGUGGUUGACGAGAUCUUGAAAUCGUGA